Molecule: messenger RNA, 780 nt
Organism: Myotis lucifugus (little brown bat)
Lineage: Eukaryota; Metazoa; Chordata; Mammalia; Chiroptera; Vespertilionidae
Product: kallikrein-7-like
Exons: 6
Coding region: 1-780 (259 amino acids)
Biological process (GO): positive regulation of antibacterial peptide production; proteolysis
Molecular function (GO): serine-type endopeptidase activity
Source: RefSeq, a predicted model, not a curated record
AUGGCACGUCCCCUGCUCCAGCCCCUGCUGCUCCUACUGCUGUCCUUCGCCCUCGGAUCUGCAGGACAAGAAGGUCUCCAUCCAGCCCAGGAUACCGGGGAGAGGAUCAUUAAUGGAGUUGUAUGUCCAAAAGGCUCCCAUCCUUGGCAGGUGGCCCUGUAUGACAACAAUGGGUUCCAAUGUGCAGGCGUGCUGGUCCACCCGCAGUGGGUGCUCACCGUCGCCCACUGCUACCAGAGUGAGUACAUUGUGCAAAUGGGUAGUGAUCUUCCGGUUGAUGCGCGUGCCCAGAGGAUCAUGGCCUUACAGUCCUUCAUCCACCACCGGUAUAACAACCGCACCGAUGAUCAUGACAUCAUGCUGGUGAGGCUGUGCAGGCCGGCCACGCUCUCGCCCACUGUGAACACAAUCGACCUACCGUCCAGCUGCAAAGACCCUGGGACAAGCUGUACUGUGUCUGGCUGGGGCGUCACCACCCCGAAUGGAGAACUGGGAGUCUUGGCCUGCAGGCGCCUUCUCCCUCAGACGAAAGGAGACCUGGUCCCCAGCCCCCUCUACCCAGGAGGUGUCCCUCAAUGCCAGCACCUCAUCCCACCCUUGGUAGAUGCCACUAGGGAUGGUGGAGCUGAAAAAGGUGUAUCGGAGCUCAUGUGCUUGAAUGUCAACCUCAUCUCCUACCAGCACUGCAAGCCGUUUUACCCGACCAUGUUGAAAAAAUACAUGCUCUGUGCGGCACCCCUCGACAGGCUCUCCUACUGCUGCACAUGUCCCGGGGCCUGA